AUGACCGGGGCGCCUCUAGGCUUUCCUCGCCGCUUCUUCCAAACACUGCAGAAGACUGUGAUCUCGCUGUCGGUGCAGCCGCAGCCGCGCGCCGCCACCGAGCUGGUCAUUCCCCACCCGAUCGCCAGUCAACUGGUGGUCAAGAUCGACGGCGUGGUGGCGCACGGCCCGCGCGGCGCCGUCUUCCGCUCCAUAGCGCGCGUGCAGCUCACCGUGACGGCCGCGCUGCAAAGCAAGGCCCCCAGCGACUCCAAGGCCCAGGACACGACGAUCUCGAUGAGCCGCACGGUGGAGCCACACAACGACUACUUCCACGGCCAGUUCUUGCUCGACCUGCGCCUGCAAGGCAUUCACCUGGUGACGGUGGACGCCAACAUCCUGGACGCGGACGGUAUCCAGUGGCUGACGUCGUCGUCUCAGCAGCUGACGAUCAAGGCGUUCGACGAGAGCCAGCCAAGCCGCUCCGGCUUCCAGCAGGGCAGCGCGAACUAG
Molecule: messenger RNA, 492 nt
Organism: Pollicipes pollicipes
Lineage: Eukaryota; Metazoa; Arthropoda; Thecostraca; Pollicipedomorpha; Pollicipedidae
Product: integrator complex subunit 7
Exons: 5
Coding region: 1-492 (163 amino acids)
Biological process (GO): snRNA 3'-end processing
Cellular component (GO): integrator complex
Source: RefSeq, a predicted model, not a curated record